ACUGAAAUAUAAAGGUUAUAGGAAAAUUAAAGUAACGGUAGGUUAGUUUAAGGCUGUAUCCGGUGUGGUCAAGUGAGAACUGUUUUGUGAAGUCAAUUUGUGAGAUGCAACCGAUUUAAUAAAAAAAAAACGAAAGGAAAAACAUAUGUUAUAAAUAAACGAAGAUACCUCAUCGUUCAUUCACUAGUCAGCCAUGAAACGAUUAACAAUAGUAUUGGUAGCUCUGUUCAGCUACGGCAUUGCCAAACCAGAGACUCUCCAAUCGUGCGACAGCCCCGUAUACUGCCAAGGAGACCUGCUGGACACAGUUCAAAGAUUCCAAAUAUUCAGAGACUCUAAGACCUUCGUGGACAUGAGCCAAGUCAACUCAGCGAACAAAACUCUUGAUAAUUUCGAGAAAUUGAUGAACAAUACCAACAACAAGCCGACUAAAGAAGAAGUGGAAACAUUCGUAGAAGAAAAUUUUGUCAGCAAAGGAGAAUUGGAGGAUUGGACGCCUCCUGAUUUCAAAAGCAACCCCGCCUUUUUGAAGUCUAUAGACGACCUCGUCGUCAGGCACUUCGCGAAGAUGUUGGUCAGUAUAUGGCUGGAUCUAGGCAGGAAAGUAAAGAGUGAGGUUAACGAGGACCCUGACAAGUACUCCCUGAUCCCUCUACCAAACGGUUUUAUUGUACCUGGGGGCCGGUUUCAAGAGGUGUAUUACUGGGAUUCCUACUGGAUCAUCAAAGGGUUGCUGCUAAGCGAAAUGACUGACACAGCUCGUGGUAUGUUAGAGAAUUUCCUUUCGCUCGUAGAAAGGUACGGAUUUAUUCCUAAUGGUAGCAGAGUGUAUUACUUAAACCGAUCACAGCCACCUCUUCUAGCGCUAAUGGUUGGUUUGUACAUAGAAAAUACUAACGACGUCCACUGGCUGAGGCAGUAUAUCGACGUGGUGGAAAAAGAGUUGAAGUGGUGGCUUAGCAAUAGGGUAAUCGACGUAGAAAAAGACGGUGUCAAUUAUACUUUGGCUCAUUAUGCGUCCGAAAGCGGUACUCCAAGACCCGAAUCGUAUUUCGAGGAUAUUAGUACUUGUUUGUCAUUCGAAGAUCAGGUUGAUAAGGAAAACUGCUAUAAGGACAUCAAGAGCGGCGCCGAGAGUGGCUGGGACUUCUCAACAAGAUGGUUCUUCGACGCCGAAAGCGGAACCAACACCAACCUCACCGGCAUCCAAACAAGACGAGUCGUCCCCGUGGACCUCAACUCCUACCUCUGCAAAGCAUUCAAAGUCAUGGCCCAACUGUACACCCGAAUCGGAAACGACAAAAAAUCCUACGAGUGGCAAAAAAAAUCCUCCUCCUGGCAAAAAUCAAUAGAACGAGUCCUGUACGAUAAGGAAGACGGAAUAUGGCAUGACUACGACACUGUCCUCUCCAAGCCCAGAAAACUGUUCUUCCCUAGCAACUUCGCCCCUCUCUACUGCGACUGCUAUGACACUGCUUUCCGUAAGAAGUACGGAUCUAGGGCGGCCAAGUACUUCGUGGAUCAAGGAAUCAACGAGUAUCAAGGAGGCAUACCAACAUCUCUGAAGCAGGGCGGAGAGCAGUGGGACAUGCCGAAUGCCUGGCCCCCUCUACAGGAGAUGGUCAUCCUAGGUCUCAAAAAUACCGGCGACUCGGAGGCGUUGAAGAUCUCUGAGAACUUCGCGAAACGGUGGGUAGACGCUAAUAUCAUAGGCUACAUCAACAGCAAGAAGAUGUAUGAGAAAUAUGACACUAUUAAUUCGGGCAGAUACGGCGAAGGUGGGGAAUAUAACGUCCAGGAUGGAUUUGGAUGGACGAAUGGCGUGGCACUGUCUAUUAUAGAUAUUUUCUAUAGGAGGUGCUAAAAAUAGAUUUUAAUUUGUCUGCCUAAGAAAUUAUACUUCGAAUGGCUGCAAAUAUUCAUAAAAAACUAGUAUUUAGCUUAAUUGUAAAUUUAAUUUAUUAAUAUACAGGGUGGAUCAUCUUGUUCAUAAAUGUACUGGGAUCUCGAAAACUGAAGGAAAUUAAGUCUCUUCAAAAAGUUAAGGCUAGUGUGUAAACACUGUUUGUGUGCCAAAAUGGUAUAAAAUGUUCUUGAACUACUUUUCCAUCUCAUAACAGUUUCCAAGAUCUCCAUAUAUCAUUUCCAAAAUGACUUACAUGAUGUAUUUCAGCAAAAUCACUGAAUAUUUUCUUGAGAUACAUGCACAUAGUAACUACGGGUAGAUAUGGAUCUAAACAUCUAUUAUUUCAGCAGCUCAUGGUACACAACAAUUUUAAAAGUUUUAACUGAAAUCUCAAGUAGAUUUAGAAUUAUUUAUUAAACUAAAGACCUUACAGGUUCACACGGUUGAAUACAACGUUUUCUUACAGUCAUAUUUUCAUAAAUGUAUCUAUCAAUAAUAAGAAGGCAGAUAUAGCCAAACGUGUGUGCAUAAAAGUAAUAUGUUAGACACUUGGUGUCUAGCGCAUUAAAACUUAAUCGCCAUACUUGUGUAUAUGAAUGACAAAAACUAUUUUAUUUUAUAUUUAUUUUAUUGAUAAAAUGUUAACGAAAACAAGCAUUUAAAUUGGAUAAUUGUCACAAUCACUCAUUAAGUACCUACUUCUUGCUUAAUACAAUUCUAUAAUUGCCAAGUACCAAAAAAACUUUUAUUAUCAAGUGGUGAGAUAUCUGCGUACAUAUUGUUAGAUACAAUGUUAGACACUAACUGAACUGAGAUACUUGCUAUUUUCCUCCUAUAAAUUAUUACCUUAUACACUCCAUUAGAUAGAGUAAAAAAUUAUGAAAUAUAUCUAUAGAAGCUUACUGGAAGAAAUAUAAAUCCUUUUUGUUUUUAGAAUUGUUAGUUGUUAAAUAUUCUAGUCAAGUAGAUCGAAGAAUACGCUUAUAGAUAGGCAAAACAAGUUAUACCAAUGUAAACGUAA
Messenger RNA from Anoplophora glabripennis (Asian longhorned beetle), 2927 nucleotides. Its product is annotated as trehalase-like. Bases 194 to 1864 code for a protein of 556 amino acids. The transcript has 3 exons. Gene Ontology annotation, molecular function: alpha,alpha-trehalase activity. NCBI's taxonomy places the organism in Eukaryota, Metazoa, Arthropoda, Insecta, Coleoptera, Cerambycidae. The record is from RefSeq and is a predicted model, not a curated record. Gene Ontology annotation, biological process: trehalose catabolic process.